AUGCAUUUUACGACAAGAGAUCAAUUGAGGAGUGUUGUCCAACAGUGGGCAUUGCUGAAUGGACACAAUGUGGGCUGGGUUAGGAGUGCUAAAACAAGGUUAGAGGCUGUUUGUAGUGGAGAUUGUAGUUGGAGGCUCUAUGCAUCGAAGAUUGGUGGUGAGAAGACCUUUCAGAUAAGAAGGGUGUCGAAAAACCAUACUUGUCCCAGAGCCAUGACUAAUAGGCAAGCUACAUCAGAGUGGAUUGCAAAGAAAUUCAUUCAGCGGUUUCGUAGAAACCCAAUGUAUGUCCCGGCUGAAAUGAUGCUUGAUGUUAAAGAUAAGUACAACGGUCUCACUGUCUCGCGGUCGACCUGUUACCGAGCAAGGGAUUUAGCUUUGCAGCUUAUUCGGGGGUCCCUGGAAACCCACUACACGCAAUUUAGAUCAUAUGAUGCUGAGCUGAAGAGGGUUGAUACGGAGGGCCUGUUUAGUUUUUUUUUCAUUCACAAUCCAGACAAUGGGGCUCCAGUGUUUCAGAGGUAUUACGUAGGUUUUUCGGGCCUAAAGAAGGGUUUUAAGAAUGGAUGUAGACCUAUUCUUUGUGUCGACGGAUGUUUUUUGAAAACCUUAGUUGUCGGAGCUCUACUCAGUGCGGUUGCACGUGACGGCAAUAAUCAGAUGUUCCCGGUCGCCUGGGCCAUAGUCGAAGCUUAA
This is a messenger RNA of Mercurialis annua (annual mercury), 696 nucleotides long. RefSeq lists its product as uncharacterized. Lineage: Eukaryota; Viridiplantae; Streptophyta; Magnoliopsida; Malpighiales; Euphorbiaceae. The transcript has a single exon. Bases 1 to 696 code for a protein of 231 amino acids. The record is from RefSeq and is a predicted model, not a curated record.